Cryptomeria japonica (Japanese cedar) is the source of this 2791-nucleotide messenger RNA. RefSeq lists its product as uncharacterized. NCBI's taxonomy places the organism in Eukaryota, Viridiplantae, Streptophyta, Pinopsida, Cupressales, Cupressaceae. The coding region runs from base 493 to 2202 and encodes 569 amino acids. The transcript has 14 exons. The record is from RefSeq and is a predicted model, not a curated record.
UUGUCGAAGUGGACAUCUGGUGGUAACACGUGGUAAUUUUUUUCUUUGGGCGGCAUGCAGAACACGCUGUCAAUCAUUAAAUCUGGGCAAAGAAACGCCGGAAGUUUUUCCGUCAAACGACAGAAGGUCGCCCGCGGAUUUAAAGGAACCGAAAAACUUAUACGGACGGAGGUCAGGUGGUCGAUUCGCAGAGCCGCCGAUCGAAGCCAGAAAAUAAGCUUCAUUUCUAUUGUUAGCAUCAAUUUGGGGUUUCAAAACAUUUACAGCUUAAAGGGGAAGAAUAUUGUUGCCAGGAUUACAACUGUUGAUUUGGAGAAUGUUGUUGAUUUUAAGAAGAAUUUGACAACAAAGGUAGUUAAAUAUGAGAAUUCGUCGUAGCGGACAAGUAAAAUCCGAAAUGUAUGUGCGCAGCUACAAUAUAUAGUGUGUUCCGACAACGUUUUUUAAGAAAAAAUUAGGUAACAGCAAAAUUUGGAGAGAAAAAGGGGAAAAAUGUACAGGAGCAGUGGUGUCACGGCGAGCACUUUGGGCGGUUCUCCGUCUGCCGACGGCGAUGAUUAUGUGGUGAAGCUCGAACAGGUCCCGCGGUGGAGCGACGCUGAGCAACGGUCAUCGGUUGACGGAUCCUCCGAUGACGCCGGUAUGUUCUCUGUGCUGUCUUUUUCCGACCCCUUGACGUCCGUUUCUCCGUUGGAAAAUGGCUCCGACGGCGCCAGUUCCAGGUUUCCGGUCGAUCCCAAUAUCAAUUUGAAGGUUUAUCUGUGGCGAGGUCACCCCUGGAAUAUUGAGGUCGAUGCCGUCGUUAAUUCUACCAAUGAGAACUUGGAUGAGAUGCACAGCAGCCCUGGUUUGCAUGAAGCUGCUGGUCCUGGACUUGCUGAAGAGUGCGCAACUCUAGGAGGUUGUCGUACUGGGCUUGCCAAAGUCACUAAUGCAUAUGACUUACCAGCUAGGAGAGUGAUACACACAGUUGGUCCAAAAUAUGCUGUAAAAUAUCAUACUGCUGCAGAAAAUGCGUUAAGUCAUUGCUACAGAUCUUGCCUUGAGCUUUUGAUCGAGCAUGGGCUUCAAAGUAUUGCAAUGGGCUGCAUUUAUACUGAAGCUAAGAACUAUCCACGAGAGCCAGCUGCACAUGUAGCUAUAAGAACUGUCCGGCGAUUUCUAGAGAAACACAAGGACAGAAUCACUGCUGUUGUUUUCUGCACCACGACAGCAUCUGAUACAGAAAUAUACAAAAGAUUGCUCCCACUCUACUUCCCUAGGGAUAAACAUGAGGAAGAAAUUGCAAUAUCAAAGCUCCCUGCAGAUGUUGGAGAUGAAAAUGGAGAGACAACUAGCGAUGAGCGCAAAAUCAGAAUCACAGCUUUACCAGCAACUUCAAUUGCCUUACCCCAGACUCUUCAAACAUCUGAGGAUGUUUCUGCUAGCAAUCUUGGUCUUACUGUGAAAAGGAAAAGUUCUUAUGUUGAUUCGUUGCUUGACCCAACCUUUAUGUCUCUAACCAAAGAUCCUGAUCAAAGACGUAAGGAGCAGUGGGAGAAGGUUGCACAGGCACAAGCUAAUUGGAGCUGUGCGAAAUUGCUUGGGUUAGGUGAUCUUGGGGGCCCUCCAUUGUCAGCUGCAGAGGAGUAUUCACUUCAUGCCAGAUACCUCGCCAGGGCCAAUACUUUGAAUUUAGCUGAAAUUGCAGAAAUGAAGAUAAUUUAUCGUGGUGGCGUUGAUAAUGAGGGACGACCAAUUAUGGUUGUAGUUGGUGCCCAUUUUUUGCUACGCUGCCUUGAUCUUGAUCGGUUUGUUCUUUAUGUAAUAAAGGAAUUUGAACCUCUAAUACAGAAACCUUAUACAAUUGUAUAUUUUCACUCAGCGGCAGCUUUGCAAUUGCAGCCUGAUUUAGGAUGGAUGAAGCGUUUACAGCAAAUACUUGGUCGGAAGCACAAGCGUAAUUUGCAUGCUAUUUAUUGUCUCCAUCCAACUCUUGGGUUGAAAGCUACAAUUUUGGCCUUGCAACUGCUUGUGGACGGAGAGGUCUGGCGAAAGGUGGUGUACGUAGAAAGGCUUUUACAAUUAUUUAGAUAUGUGCCAAGAGAGCAGCUGACGAUUCCAGAUUUUGUAUUUCAACACGAUCUUGAAGUGAAUGGAGGAAAGGGCCUUCUUGUUGACCCAAGGACAAAGUUUAUAACCAAUAGAACUACUCCAUCAUAGUGAUCAUAUUGAUAUUUUGUAUAUUUUUCUGGUUAAGAUCAUCUUAUGUUCCCAGAACAUUUUGGUUGGAGUUGCAAAAUUUCCAGCGGUCUUGCGAAUGCAUUCAUUGAGUUGUAUUUGGAUCCUUACAAUAAUCUGUUACGGUUUCAAUCGUGCUGCAAAUUAGUUAGAAUGCCUAAAGGAAACUGCAUGCUUUGAUCGGCACUGUUAUAGUGCAGGUGCAACAAGCUAAGUUUAGGCCGUUGAGCUCAUUAUUUGUAAUUUCAAAUAUUGUAAUAUGCUUUUUAUCAUUUUAAAAGUGAACUGAAUACAGCUGGCAUCUUGAAGAUUGCCUGAAUUCCAGUUGGAAGGAAUUGUAAAUUGCAUGCCAUGUCUGCCUCCAGUACUUUGCCUGCUCACAUGGCUAGUUUGUGGAGCCCAAUGUUUGACGAGUGCAUUUUAGCACGUGUGUUCCGAUUCCGAUUCUUUGCAUUUGUUUACAUUAUGGUAGUAUAUGGUUCAGCAACUUGAACAAAAGCUUUUAUAUACAUUAUUGUAAAUUUAGAAAUCACUCUCUCCAACUAUUCAAACUAAAUUGCUGUUUCUGUUA